AUGUCUCCUCUCCAACCAAAAGGCGGCCUGGCCGCCGCUCAAGUCGCCUUUUUCGCACCCGCCCUCCUCAUCUCAACCUACAUCGUCUUCCGUCACGGCCUCCGUCGCCAACUCGGCUGGCUCUACCUCGUCUUGCUCAGCAUCCUGCGCCUAGUCGGUGCCUCAGCGACUCUAUGGUCGGAAACACAGAACGAUUACUCGAAAAGCAUCCUACAAACGGCCUUUAUCACCUCUGCAGUCGGGACGGCGCCACUGUUGUUGGUACUGCUCGGGUUCAUGCAACUAGUCAACAAGGAUAUGAAGACCGCUGGAUCGGCUGUUGGCAUAUGGGUCUUCCGUGGCAUCCAUCUGCUUUCGCUUGCCGCGCUGGUACUCGCCAUUCUCGGCGGCACAGACAUCUCAUCCACAAUAUCCAGCACCGUCUCACUGGGUCACACGCUCUUGAAAGCCGGCAGCAUCGUCUUUCUGGUCAUAUACCUAGCUCUCGCCGCUAUUACGUUCCUGACCUUCUCCCGGAAAUAUGCUGUCUUGACAGAAGAGCGCAAACUCGUCGACGCCGGACUAGCAGCUCUGCCCUUCCUCCUGGUCCGGAUCAUCUACACCGUCGUCGUCUCGUUUGCUGGCAAAGGCAGCAUCUUCUACCUCUGGAACGUCAACGUCUACGUCUCGGCGUUCAUGCAGUUUCUAAUGGAAGCCUUUGUGGUGGUCAUCUUUAUGACUGCGGGCUUGCUUACCCCGAAGAGGGCAAAGACGGUUGGGCAGAGGGGUCCUGAGUACGCCAGCGUGGGCUCAGAGUACGACAUGGAGAAUGGCGGCCACCAAAUGGGUCCGCAGAGGGUACGGCAGCACGAGCAGCAGAACAUUGGUGGCUAUCGACCAAGCAGAUUGAUUAGGAAUGCGAUGAGAGGGUCUUGA
This is a messenger RNA of Saxophila tyrrhenica, 915 nucleotides long. RefSeq lists its product as uncharacterized. The coding region runs from base 1 to 915 and encodes 304 amino acids. The record is from RefSeq and is a predicted model, not a curated record. Lineage: Eukaryota; Fungi; Ascomycota; Dothideomycetes; Mycosphaerellales; Extremaceae. The transcript has a single exon.